Messenger RNA from Aricia agestis (brown argus), 6005 nucleotides. RefSeq names its product calcium-dependent secretion activator (gene Cadps). The record is from RefSeq and is a predicted model, not a curated record. NCBI's taxonomy places the organism in Eukaryota, Metazoa, Arthropoda, Insecta, Lepidoptera, Lycaenidae. The transcript is spliced from 35 exons. Gene Ontology annotation, biological process: synaptic vesicle exocytosis; dense core granule exocytosis. The coding region runs from base 126 to 4349 and encodes 1407 amino acids.
UUUGAAGUUUACAGCCAGUACGGCUGGCCCCGUGGUCUGUAAAUACACCCGCAAAAAACAUUCCGUUCCCCACUCCUGACAUGUACAUACUGUGUAUAGUUAAAUAAGGAAAGAGUAGCAGCAAGAUGAUCGACCCCAGCUCAUCGGAGGAGGACAGUGAUGAUGAACACAAGAAACAGCCCUCCAAACUACCUGUGGUGCCUCCAGGCGGCCUGGCGGGGGGCCGCCCCUCGGUGCGGGGGAAGCCGGAAAUACCACGGGGCUCCACCGCCGGGCUUCCAGGGGCAAGUCCACUAACAACGGGGCCAGUGUCAGCGCCGUUACAUCCGGCAACACGACAGCGGGAACAAACAGCAGCCCUCGCGCCGCCGCAGCACGCAUCGUUCUUACGCAGGACGUCGACGGGCAGCGCCAGCUCGGGGGAGGCGCCCGCCCCCUCCCCCUCCCCUAGCGGCACCAGCCACUCAGACAAGGAUCAGGAUCCACAGGAGAAGAUCGAGAAGCUAGAGGAGGAUAAGAAGAAGCGUCUGCAGCUGUACGUGUUCGUGUCGCGAUGUAUCGCGCACCCGUUCAACGCGAAACAGCCGACGGACAUGACGCGGCGACACACCAAGCUCACGCCGCACCAGCUGGAGACCAUACAAGCGAGGUUCCAGGCUUUCCUCAAAGGCGAGACACAGAUUCUAGCGGACGAAGCGUUCCAAAACGCGGUCCAGUCCUACUACGACGUGUUCCUUAAGUCGGAGCGAGUUGAGCAGAUGGUGAAGGCGGGAGCCUGCUCUCAUCAUGAUUUCCGUGAAGUUUUCAGGAACAACAUCGAGAAGAGAGUCAGGUCUUUACCCGAAAUAGAUGGACUUAGCAAAGAAACUGUGUUGACAACGUGGCUCGCAAAAUUAGACUGCAUCAUGAAAGGGACAGGGAUAACAGGAAUACCUGGUGAUGAUGAAACGAAGCGGCCGUCUCGGGCUCAGCAACAGAGUCUCAACGCGGAAUGUAUCCUGAGCAAAGAACAACUCUACGAUAUGUUCCAGCAAAUUCUUGGUGUCAAGAAGUUUGAACAUCAGCUGCUUUUCAACGCUUUGCUUUUAGAUUCGGCCGAUGAACAAGCUGCUGCGAUCAGAAGAGAACUUGAUGGAAGAAUGCAGAAAGUCAACGAAAUGGAGAAGAAUAGGAAGCUGAUGCCGAAAUUCGUUCUCAAGGAGAUGGAAUCGCUGUACAUCGAAGAGCUCAAGUCGUCCAUCAAUUUGUUGAUGGCCAAUUUAGAAUCACUACCCGUGUCCAAGGGUGGUGCUGACUCUAAAUAUGGCCUUCACAAAAUCAAGCGGUAUAAUCACAGAUCGAACGCUGGGCCAGACCCGAGUCCAAGGUUGAGUAAGCAGCUAUGUUUCAGAUCGCAAGGCUCUUUAGCGAAUAAGUUGACUGGUGGGGAAUCGGAUGGGACCGAUGUGGAUACACAACUGACAAAAAUGGAUGUUGUUCUAACAUUCCAAAUAGAGGUUGUAGUGAUGGAAGUAAAAGGUUUGAAAUCCCUAGCUCCUAACAGAAUUGUUUACUGUACAAUGGAAGUAGAAGGUGGUGAUAAAUUGCAAACCGAUCAGGCUGAAGCUUCAAAACCUAUGUGGGAUACUCAAGGAGACUUCAGUACAACUCAACCGCUUCCGGCAGUUAAAGUAAAGUUGUACACUGAAAACCCAGGGGUUCUCGCUCUAGAAGAUAAGGAACUUGGAAAGGUUGUACUACGACCGACACCGUUGUCUAAUAAGGCGCCGGAAUGGCAUCGUAUGAAUGUACCGAAGAAUUCUCCAGAUCAAGACCUGAGGAUCAAAAUUGUGUGUCGAAUGGAUAAGCCACUGAAUAUGAAACAUUGCGGGUAUUUGCACGUAAUUGGAAAGGCGGUGUGGCGAAAAUGGAAGAGACGAUACAUGGUUUUGGUUCAAGUGAGCCAAUACACGUUCGCGCUCUGCUCAUACAAAGACAAGAAGUCCGAACCAGCCGAAAUGAUGCAGCUCGAUGGAUUCACCGUGGACUACAUCGAGUUGGCUAGCGCUCAAUUAAUGGUUGGACAAGGUAAGCAAAAGGCAGAAUUGGAAGGGGCAAAGUAUUUCAUGAAUGCCGUAAGGGAUGGGGAAUCGGUACUGAUGGGAGUGAGUGACGAAAACGAGUGUCACCUCUGGGUGAUGGCGUUGUACCGGGCGACCGGGCAGAGUCACAAGCCGACGCCACCGACGACCUCAGACACACACAUCAAGAUCAUGGGAGAUGCAGACAAAGCUCGCAAGCACGGCAUGGAAGAUUACAUCCAGGCUGAUCCUUGCCAAUUUGACCAUCACCAGCUGUUCACAGUAUUGCAGUCCUUGACGCUCAAGUAUCGAUUGCAAGAUCCAUACUGUUCGCUGGGUUGGUUUUCACCUGGUCAAGUGUUCGUUUUGGAUGAAUAUUGCGCUCGCUACGGCGUGCGUGGCUGCUAUCGUCACCUUGGCUACCUAUCUGACUUGCUAGAUGUGGCCGAAAGUGGAACCCAGACUGUUGAUCCGACGCUCAUGCACUACUCCUUCGCGUUCUGCGCCAGUCAUGUACACGGUAACAGUACGGCCACAUUGCCUGGCAGGCCUGAUGGUGUGGGCAGCAUCACGGUUCAAGAGAAGGAAAAAUUCGCGGAGAUCAAAGAACGCCUUAAGACCUUACUGCAGCAUCAGAUCACUAACUUCAGAUAUGCAUUCCCAUUCGGUAGACCUGAGGGUGCACUUAAGGCAACUCUGUCGCUUUUGGAGCGCGUUUUGAUGAAGGAUGUGGUGACACCUGUCGCGCCAGAGGACGUUCGGAGCAUGAUUCAAACAAGCCUGGAGAAUGCUGCGUUACUCAACUAUCAAACACUGAGUCAAAAGGCAAAUAUUGAAGAGGAUCUUCGAGGCGAAACAAUGGUGACUCCUGCUAAGAAGCUGGAGGAUCUGAUUCGUCUGGCCGAGUUGUGCGUUGAUCUGCUUCAGCAAAACGAAGAACACUACGCCGAGGUUUAUAACACUAAACCCGAUUCUAACGGACAGCCAAACGCGUUCGCGUGGUUCUCAGAACUGCUUGUGGAGCACGCGGAGAUAUUCUGGGCAUUGUUUGCUGUUGACAUGGAUCGAGUACUGUCGGAGCAACCACCGGACACGUGGGACUCAUUCCCCCUGUUCCAAAUUCUCAACGACUAUCUCAGGACUGAUGAGAACCUUAAAGGUGGCAGAUUCCAUGAACACCUGCGAGAAACAUUUGCACCAUUGGUGGUUAGAUACGUGGACCUGAUGGAGUCUUCCAUUGCGCAGUCCUUACACAAAGGCUUUGAAAAGGAACGUUGGGAAAUCAAAGGAAAUGGAUGCUCUACCAGCGAAGAACUAUUCUGGAAACUUGAUGCCUUGCAAUGCUUCAUCAGAGAUUUGCAUUGGCCUGAGCCAGAGUUCCGGUCGCACUUGGAACAACGACUCAAGCUUAUGGCCAGCGAUAUGAUGGAAACUUGCAUUCAGAAAACUGAAGCGUCCUUCCAGGCGUGGUUAAAGAAAAGCGUUACAUUCAUGUCGACGGAUUACAUUCUGCCUGCUGAAAUAUGCGCCAUGGUGAACGUGGCUUUAGACGCAAAGAAUCAGGCGCUAAAGUUGUGCGCUGUUGAGGGAGUGGACAUUUACCAGUACCAUGCUAAAAUGGAUGCUCAGAUCGAGGCGUGCCUGUCCGCGAUGCUGACGGGUAUGACGUCGCGCCUGUCCGCGGUCCUUGAGGCGACGCUGGCUAAGAUCGCCCGCUUCGAUGAGGGAAGUUUGAUCGGGUCGAUACUGACGAUCGCGAACGUGUCGGGCUCGGGGAAGGACAUCGGCCAGGGGUACGUCAACUUCAUGAGGAACUCCAUCGAUCAGAUCAGAUCCAAGGUGACAGACGAGCUGUGGAUCCUGCAGCUGUUCGAGCACUGGUACGGCGUGCAGAUCGACCUCAUCAACACCUGGCUCACCGAGCGGCCCGCGCUCCAUCCGCAGCAGGUCGCCUGCCUGUCUAUUGUGUUGAAGAAAAUGUACGGAGACUUCGAGCUGCAGGGCGUGAUCGAUGACAAGUUGAACUCCAAGUCCUACCAGGCGGUGGCAGCACGGAUGCACACUGAGGAGGCCACGUGCAGCUUGUUGCUGGCUCAACAGGAUGCUGGUGGCAGCGAGGAGGGUGGGUCCGAAGAAGGCGCCAAAAGCGGCAAAUCGAAACUGGAAUCACUCACAGAGGAAGCCAAACUUGGAAACGUUACGGCUGUUGUCGGAAAGGUUGGCAACAUGUUUGGACGCGGCAUUGGCGAGCUGUCGACGAAAUUGGGUGGAGCUUCAUCUUGGUUUUAGCGCUUCGUACUCUCUUCUGGCAUAAUACCUAUUUCGCCUGUCGAUGUUAUAAGACGAAUACCACAUUAUUUAAAGUAUUAAAUUCAUAAUAUUAUAUAAAUGGACUGUGAUGUCGAAAAAAUAUUUAAUUUGCAUUCGAUUUGCGAAUAUUGCCGCCAUCUUGUGACAUAAUGGCGUCGAGUCGCGUCGUGUAGUUUAGUAAAACUAGUGUAAACGAAGUUUAGAUUUUAUUUUAUAAAAGCUUUAUGUACAGUUAGAGCGUUAUUCUUUAGGAGCAUAACAUGUAUUAGGUGUGAAUAAUAAGAGUAGUAUUUGAUAAAGGUUGAUAUAAUAUUAUAAAUAUGGAUGCAUACAUGUAAGACAAUGCUACAAUAAGAAUACAUAUCGCUUGUGCAAAAAUUAUAAUCGGAGUAUUUAUAACAAAUAUCUAUAUUUAAUAUUCUAUUUAUUUUUUGCGACUACUUGUAUUGCAAAGAUGCGCUCUUGAACUACUUUGAACACUUUCCCGACCAUAGACAUCUACUUAUUUUUUAUUAAUCUAUUAAAAACUUAAAUACGUAUAAUUAUAUAAGUACUUUCAGAAUAAAUUAAUAUUCACUUACAAGUGCUUAAAUCUUUAAACGCUUUCGAUUAUAAGUCUUGAAAUAAAAACAAAAAAAAACAUUUCACGUUCACCACGUAACGACUAAAUAAUAAAAAGUUCGUGCCAGAUUGGCCUUAAAAGUUAAUAAUAAAAUAUAGUAAGUAAAUAAUGCAUUUGAUUCCUUAAUCUCAAGCUUAAAAAUUUUAAUGAACUUAAGUAUGAAAGCGUUACCUUCGAAAUUUUAACUAACCUAAUAUGUAUCUAUUAAUAUGCAAUAGAUUUGAUAAGUGUUUUUGUGAAAGAUGCCUUAACUAAGUGAGCUGUUAUAUCGACGAAGCCUUAACAGAUACAUUCCAACACCUUAGGACGAUCAUAUUCACCAUCAAAUGAUCCUUUUCUGGAGUAAAAAAUAAAGCAAUUGAGGUUUCAAAUUUAAGUAGACUACCUGAAGGUUUACUGUUGCCAAAGCAUUACAUAAAAUAUUUCACAUACAACAGUAGUUUAACAAAAACACUUAGUUAAGAUCUAACUCGUAGCAAUUGUUUGGCAGUAGGAUGGUUCUAUAUAGAUUGAAUUUCUUUAGACUCUUUAAAAUCUAUUCAACCUAGAUCAAUCUUUACUAAUACUAGGCAGAUAUUUUACUAAAUACUAACUACUAUAUUUGUUAACGUAAAACAUAUUCUUCUACGCUAAAUAACUUACAAAUUUUUGAAACUAGACAGUUAAAGUUCUUAGAUAAAAUUUUAAAAUCUAAACUCUAAAGUAUAGUGACUAGUUUUUACGAUGAUUUGCCUUAUAUUCGGGAUGUGGCUUGUACGAUUGAUUUUCUAAUUUAUACCUACAUGAAAUUAUUUUUUAUUCGUCAUGUCAUAAAAACUAUUUACAUAAUAAUUAUAUUAUAAAAUUAUUUUUAAAUUCUUCACAGGACCAAUCACUCUGUUAGGUUAUAAAAUUCUUCUCUAUAUUACGCCACUUUCACAAAAUGCUAAAGAAUUGUACUUAGUUUAAUUCCAUGUAAACUCUAGCAAUAAUCUAAAUUAACAUCUUCUACUAUUUUUUCACGCUAGCGACAC